Erythranthe guttata (spotted monkey flower) is the source of this 345-nucleotide messenger RNA. RefSeq lists its product as uncharacterized. Lineage: Eukaryota; Viridiplantae; Streptophyta; Magnoliopsida; Lamiales; Phrymaceae. The record is from RefSeq and is a predicted model, not a curated record.
AUGGCAGAUCUAUAUGGCCCAACUGAUACGGCGAUGUGCAAGAUAUUUCGCACAACGCUCUCCGAACGAGCAUUGAGCUGGUACAACGCCUUGCUUACUGGGUCAAUUGAAGCUCUCUCCAAACUAACGGAUCGCUUCACCCACCAUUUCGCUAUCAACAAAGAGUACGCUAAGAAUCCCGCGUACCUCUUCACUAUCACCCAGAGAGAGGGCGAAACCCGCCGCAACUACAUUCAACAAUUUGUUGAGGCAGCUCACAAAGUUCCUAACGUGGGAGGAAGCAUGCUCUUUGGAAUCAUUCAACAAAACUUGAAGGAAGGUAGAUUUAAGGAAUCGAUUUCAUGA